Messenger RNA from Ambispora leptoticha, 164 nucleotides. The record is from the annotation of a GenBank genome assembly. NCBI's taxonomy places the organism in Eukaryota, Fungi, Glomeromycota, Glomeromycetes, Archaeosporales, Ambisporaceae.
UUCACCGCCCAUAUGGCAAGCAAGGUCAUUUCACGCACACCUCUGCCGGUCUGAUCAACCAUAUGCUAAACCAGCCGGCAGGCGACUACGAAGAAGAGGUCACAGUCCAUAUGACAAGUGAUGGUCUCCCCUUUGCACUUCCAGUACGUCCGCCGUCCAUAUGA